Molecule: messenger RNA, 1380 nt
Organism: Episyrphus balteatus (marmalade hoverfly)
Lineage: Eukaryota; Metazoa; Arthropoda; Insecta; Diptera; Syrphidae
Exons: 7
Coding region: 1-1380 (459 amino acids)
Source: RefSeq, a predicted model, not a curated record
AUGAAUUAUAGAAGUGCUUAUAACCUCCGCUACGAACCUUCGGAUAAGUCACGGGAGGUCAUAAGUUCAACUUCGAAUACUUAUCUAAAUGAAAUUGCAAAAGGAGAAAUUCAAGACAUUGAAGAUGAUUCUGUAGAGAUUAUUGAAAUGACAACAGAAGGAGUGAUGACAUCACCAUCUAUCACUGAAAUACCAAGUGUUGUGACUGAAGAAACUGCUUCCUCAGAGAUUUCUUCAAGUAUAAUGAGACCGGAUACAGCUUCGACAAACAAAGCUGCCCACAUAAUUGGUGAAGGAUUAAAGAAUCUGCUAUAUGGAUCUGCAUCAGAUGCGACACUUUUUCAAGCUCCUAAGGGCAAGGGAUUUUUAAGUUUAUUUGAAGUUUUCAAAUUUGAAAAUUCGAAAUGUUCGGUUUCAUUCAGUGACAUCCGGUUGUUGCAUGGAAUAUGCUAUCAUGAGUUUGAAUGCAAUAGUUUAGGUGGUACAGCGAUGGGGGCCUGUGCCAAUGGUGUUGGAGUUUGUUGUGUCUUUGUACAAGGAUGUGGUGACAUAACCAAUCAACCGGUAGUUUAUUUUGAAAGUCCCAACUAUCCUACACCUGUGACGGAAGGCUUGAUUUGUGUUUUAAUUGUUAAUUUGAAACCAAAUGUUCGACAAGUUCGAUUAGAUUUUUUGAUGUUUGAGUUAAAUCGUCCAACCGAUGGAGAAUGUUUACAGGAUCAAUUUGUGGUAUCCGGUCAAAAUGUUAAUUUUCAAGUUCCGAUCAUCUGUGGCAUUAAUACUGGUCAACACAUUUAUGUCGAUGUUGACAAUGCAAUAGAAAAUAGAAUCUACGUAUCAGUAUUCGGAAAAGGUAUUGGCCCACGAUCAUUCAACAUUAAAGUUACUCAGUUAGAACGAGAUUUUGCUCCAGAUGAUUGUCUUCAAUUCUAUACUGAACCUGAAGGAUUUAUAAAAUCUUUCAAUUAUGAUCAAUUUGGAACUAUUGUGGACUCUGGGGAAGUGACUUAUCUGAACAACCUUAACUAUGCUAUUUGUAUAAAACGGGUCAAACAGAUGUGUACGAUAUUGUAUCAAACAGACUCAAAUGGUGAGCCAAACGAGUUCGAAAUAGUAAAUAAGGAUGACGAAGACAACGACAUCAUCCCCAAAGACCAAGCUGGAGCUGGUGCCCUCAGUUGUCCCAAUGAUUUCAUUAUACUCAAUCAAAUUCGACUUUGUGGUGACCGAAUAAAUGAUGGCACUAUCGAUGAGGACUUUACAAAAAAUGCAGAUGUUCGUGACUCAACAGGUGGACCAAUAAUUGCAUCCGUCCGAAGUGAUGGUGCAUAUGUUGGUCGAGGAUUUUUUAUAAUGUACAAACAAGAACUUUGUGUUUAA